Molecule: messenger RNA, 402 nt
Organism: Symbiodinium sp. CCMP2456
Lineage: Eukaryota; Dinophyceae; Suessiales; Symbiodiniaceae
Source: the annotation of a GenBank genome assembly
AUGCUGCAUUCCUGGGCACGGGCCAACGGCCAUGAACUUGCAAUGGAUGAGUUCAGCUUCAGCGACGACUAUCCAAGUCUGAAUGCGAAGGGCUGGGAUAUCAAGCUCGUGUGCAUGUGGCUAGCAGAGAUCACACCUGCUUUUGCUCGCUCUGCAGCAGCUGCUCGGCGACGAGAGCAUGCAUACGUGAUGUCGAUGACCGCUCGAGCUUUGGCCGUGACUAUCGAGAUCUUGGAUGCUAGCAUUUAUGCAAUAUCCCGCGAGAAUGCUGUUCGUGGCCAGCGGGCAUGCAAACGGUUCAUUCUUGGAUAUAGCUGGCUGGCCUAUGAUAGCUACCUGGAGCAGAAGCGGCUCUACAAGCUUCGGCCGAAGAGACUUAAGUCGCAAGAAAGAUCGAUGUAG